CACGACUAGGGAAGCGUGCCCUGUUUUACUUAUUUAACUGGAGAAUGGAAAUGUAUGCCUAGCUGGAAAUGCCUGGGGGAUUUUUACAUCAGACGAAAUGACAAUGAUUAAAAUCUGUUUUUUUCCUGCUCUAAAUAUAUUGAGCGACGUGACACUUGCUUGAUAUUGAAUAGCACUUAACCGUUUACCCCCCGCAAACCAGAACGUUAAACCGUUACGGGGGCUGAUAUAUCUAUAUUUUUUACCGGAAAAUACGAAACAUCUGACAUUAAUUAUUAUAUCAGGUCAUAUACAUCAUUUUUGUAACAGGGAGAGAGUAUCACUUAUUCGUUUUUAAAAUCUGACUGGGUGCGAGUAGAGCUAAUUGUAGCCUAAUCCUUGCCCCAGAGGCGUUUGGGCAGCCCGGAGCAAGAAAUCUUUUUUAGCGCUGCUCUGUUAUUUAGCGACAGGAUUAUUGUCUUUCUUCUCAUAACAGACCGGUAGUAUCAUUUAAGCAAAAAGGGCACUCAAGAAGCUAAAAUACGAAGCAGGAUUUGACCGACUCAAAUUUUAACUGUAUACAAAUAAGAACCGAAAAGGGAAAGGAGAGGUCUCUUCCAUGUAUAAGGAAGGAAGAAGCAUGUCCCGACUGUCUUUGACCCGGUCCCCGGUAUCUCCUAUGUCCACACAAGGAAUCCCUCUACCGGCUCAACUGACAAAGUCGAAUGCUCCGGUUCACAUUGACGUCGGGGGACACAUGUAUACUAGUAGCCUGGCUACUCUCACCAAAUACCCAGACUCAAGAAUCAGCCGUCUGUUUAAUGGCACAGAGCCCAUCGUGCUGGACAGCUUGAAGCAGCACUACUUCAUCGACAGGGAUGGAGAAAUAUUCCGGUACAUUCUCAGCUUCCUCAGGACCUGCAAACUGCUUCUCCCAGAUGACUUCAAGGAGUUCCACCUGCUGUACGAGGAGGCUCGGUACUACCAGCUGUCCCCCAUGAUUAAGGAGCUGGAACGUUGGAAGCAGGAGAGGGAGCAGCGCAGGACGGCCCAGCCCUGUGACUGCCUGGUGGUGCGGGUGACGCCUGACCUAGGUGAGAGGAUCGCCCUUAGCGGGGAGAAGGUGCUCAUCGAGGAGAUCUUCCCCGAGACUGGAGACGUCAUGUGCAACUCGGUGAACGCCGGCUGGAACCAGGACCCCACGCACGUCAUCCGCUUCCCCCUCAACGGCUACUGCAGGCUCAACUCUGUCCAGGUUCUAGAGCGUCUGUUCCAGAAGGGUUUCAGUGUGGCAGCGUCCUGCGGCGGCGGGGUGGACUCCUCCCAGUUCAGCGAGUACGUGCUGUGCCGUGAGGACCGGCGGAGUAUGUCCAUGAACACCCCCAUCAGGAUAAAACAGGAGCCCCUGGACUAGAGAAACUCUAGGAGAGGAGAGGGACUAGCCACGAGGGGCUCCUCACCCCCCUACUGGACAGAACAGAACAAACCCAAACCCUAAUAUCCCUCCACCUCACACCACAAAAACCAACCCAGCAAGAAACACCUAAGUAUUAGCAGACGCCUGGUAACGUUGCCAGCUCUGAGAAACUCAGUGCUCUAAGGGGAAUGUAGUAUAAACACAAAAAAGGAAAGAAAAAAACAAAAGGAUUUGAUUCUGUUUACUAAUAACACCCAAAGGAAUAUAGGACUAUGAUGAUGAACAGAAAGACUGAAACAGCAGCUCCAUCUCUUGAACCAUUUAAGCACCGUGACCAAUCUCUUUUUCCUCCAGUUGUAAGGCUCUCUGACCCCUUGUGAAGAGGUGUCCUGACCUCAGUGAGGAGCACGGCCCCCUUGCCCUCAGUGCAGCGCAUGGCGGUGUGUCGUCCAGUCCCGUACGUGUCUGUGUGAGGCCCAUGUGUUGUGUGCGCCGUCCAUUGCAGCUGAGUGGGGACAAGACAGGUGCUAUUUAGGGAGGCCUGGCCUGACAAGGGGCAGGGCUGACAGAGAGGAAGAGGAGGAAGUGACAGCCAUCCAGCCCACAUUGCUCUUAUAGCCAGCAACCAGGCCUCGCAGCCAAGGGAGGUCCGAUUGAUUGUCUUUCUUAUUUUCAUUGUUGUUUAUAAAGUACAACUUUUUUCUCUGUUUUUUUGCUGUUCUGUCACAACAUGGUGUAAACAAUUAUUAAUAGGAUUGUUGUAUUUUUCCCCUCCUAUAUGAAGGAUGUAUGAACGUUGUAUUCAAAGUCAUUAGGUUUGAAAGCUUGAGAGAAUGAGAAAGAGAGAGACAGAGAGAGAGAAAGAGAGAGACAGGGCGAGAGAGGGAGAGAGAGAGAGAAAGAGAGAGAGAAAUAGAGAGAGAGACAGAGAGACAUAGAGAGAGAGAGCGAUACAGAGAGAGAGAGAGAGAUACAGAGAGAGAGAGAGAGAGAGAGAGAGAGAGAGAGACUUGGCAGUGGCUAUAGAAACACUAUUAUGUCUGGAGGCUACGUGGCUAAAGCAGCAGUCUGGCUGGUAAUGCAUUCAGAGCUGGAGAAGGUCUCAUUGUUUAAAUGGGGCUGCAAAGGGAACCUGGCUACUUCUACAUCUUUCAGAGGAAACAUUUGUAGCAUGCAUAAAGUGCAUUGGCUUUGUCACAAUUAGCUGUCAAACAUAUCUUACAUCAAAUAAGAUUAACAAUGUGAGAGUACAUAUAUUUAUUAAAAAGUUAAAAGUCAAAAGGUAAAAUGAUCUGCAAUGUGAAGUGAGAAAAUCUGAAUGAAAUUGUAUAUGAAGGCUCUGAAUGUGUUGCUGGUUGUGGAAUGCCAGAAUGUUCCUAACUUGACAAGGACCAUGUGAACUGAGGUAGAUCAGUGUAUCUCCAUGAUUGUGAUGAGAUGCACUCUAAAUGCUUGAUAACUUUGUUUGCACUUAUAACUCAUUAUCUACAAAACUUCUGCCAUCCCCAAAAAGUUCUUAGUAUACGUCCUGAUGACCAGUGCCAAAUCAACCCAGACAUUAUCUCAUUGUGUUUAUAGUAAUUAGCACAUAUUAAUAUGUUGAGAGAGCCCAAUGUAAGUAAUAGCAAACUUCGGUGAUAAAGCUAAGUUGCCUAUUUGAUUAUUGUACAAAGUUUAAAAUUCAUGUUUUCAUAAUUGUUUAUUUGACACAGAAAUCACUAUGAUUAUUCAAAACUAUUUUAUACAAACAAACACAGUACAAAUAGUCUGACAAUUGAAAGAAUACUUCAAUACAUCAACAAUUCAAUUCAAUACUUCAAUCAUGGAAGCCCCUGAUGUUUGUCUUGCUGACUGUCUGUCAUUUCAUUUCUAAGGCAGGAUUAUUUCAAUCACUCUUCACAUGUCUGCAGCAGCAUAACCUAAAAUGAACUGUAAGCUGAGCAUCAGAGCAUUGUUUACAGAGAAAAAGAGUGGGAGGCACUUACUCUAUCCUGCUGUGAUUCCAUGGUUUGAUUCUCUACAUUUGUGGAUCAAAGAGAGAAACAAGAAAGAAAGAGUAUAAAGUUGUCAUACUUUAUAUCUGUGUAACUGUGUUUCAUCCAUUCCAAAAUAAUAGAUCAAAAAGAGGCCCAUUCUGAUCUUGGUUCAGCACCGGCUUGUUAAUGAGUUUGUUUUGAAACCUCCUAUGGUGGGUGUUUCACUAAACAUCACAAAAAUCUUAAUUCAAAUGGGAUGGGAGUCUAAUUUGACACAAACCAACUCUCCUCUUGGUCCUAGUGUCCAGUGUCUUCUCUGUGGAUGUCCACUGAUUAAACAAGCCCCAGGACUUCUUCAGUCUUCAGUUUUUAAAGAUGGUCAGGUUAGUUAGUUAGUUUAGCUCCAAGAAGUCCAGAAGGCAGCACAGACCUCCUGGGGGGCCUCCCUCCCAAUCAGGCUCCUCUUUGUUCUGACCUGCUACUGGCCUGGGCCCUUGUAUCCAGUCGCCUCAAAGGGAAUGGCCAACCAGGCCUUUCAUGUUGCUGAGGGAUGUGGGGCUUCAGAGCCCAGCGGAUCCCCCGGGCUCCCAUGUACUCCCAGCUCCUCAGCAAUGCCAGUAGAGACAAGGGUUGUGCCCCCCACUGCGUCAUCACAUUCCCAGACCCUUCUGUACAGAGCACCCUCCUAACGUUACCCCCAUGGCUCACUGGACCGCACCGCACCAGACCAAACAAUCAUUCCCUCCCUACUUUAUGUCCUCUGGUAUCUCUAGAUUCAACUUUACAUCUGAAGGGAACCGGCUCAGUUCUCAAUGGUUCUGAAUAGUUACAGUAUGUGGCAGCAUUUAACUCACCUUCAUCAGUUUACUUCCCUGUUGACACAAGAGUAAAGCAACUCAACAAUACCUCUUACAGGUGGCAGGUUCUCACAGAUACCUCAUUACAUUACUGGGCCAUUUCCUCUAACAUAUUGUAUGUUUUCACACAUACUCUCAGAAAAAAGGAGUGCUGUGCAGCACCAUUUGUCCCUGUAGGAGAACCCCCUGAAAGUUGACUCCAGAUAGAACCGUUUUGGGUUCCAAAUAGAACCUGUUAAAGGGUGCUAUUUGGAACCAGAAAUAGCUCUCUGAUAUUAAAUGGUUCUAUCUGGAACCUUUUUUCAGAGGGUUCCCCUACAGGGACACAGGUUGCCACAUAGCACCAUUUUUUUCUGAGAUCGUACCAUUUUCUUUUAGUAAUUUGUGGUCAGUAAGUUGGUAGACCAAAAUUGACAAGGAGUCCUACCACUUCUCUGUGUGGUGUGAAGUCGAGAGACCGGAGGGCAGUUAGUUGUACAGUUGUUUGUAUAUUAAAUUGUUAUCAGGACUCUGGUUUUUACUGAGCCCUCGACAGUCUUAAUAAAAAAGAGACCUCUAAGUCCUCUCACUCACUACGAAACAAAAAUAAUGAAAAUAAUUUCCAAUUUACAAGCAUUAUGUUGUGUACAUAUGGAUUAAACACAUUUCAAAGGGUAUACUUAAGGUACAAAAUGUAUAUUAUUGAACAUGUUUUAAUAAUUAGACUGUGGUAUUAAAGGGCAUGUGUUCACUUACAGUGUGUCCAUUUGAUUUUUCUUGCAUAUUUGCGAUAAUAAAAGGAUGUACUGUAUAUUUUCUGCCUCA
This is a messenger RNA of Oncorhynchus masou masou (cherry salmon), 5033 nucleotides long. Its product is annotated as BTB/POZ domain-containing protein kctd15. Bases 599 to 1393 code for a protein of 264 amino acids. Gene Ontology annotation, molecular function: protein binding. The transcript has 5 exons. Lineage: Eukaryota; Metazoa; Chordata; Actinopteri; Salmoniformes; Salmonidae. The record is from RefSeq and is a predicted model, not a curated record. Gene Ontology annotation, biological process: protein homooligomerization.